AUUAAGAUAUUUUAAAUUAAAAUAUUUGCUAGCAAUCUCUUCGAUAGUUUUAUCGGUAAUUUUACAAAAGGAAAUAUCAAGAUGUCGAAGCUUUGAAGAGGAACGAAUAAUACCACAAAUUGAAUGUUCAGUAAUCUCUGUGCGAUAG
Messenger RNA from Funneliformis geosporum, 148 nucleotides. The record is from the annotation of a GenBank genome assembly. Lineage: Eukaryota; Fungi; Glomeromycota; Glomeromycetes; Glomerales; Glomeraceae.